AUGUCAACUAUUGAGCGCCUAUUGUCCGCUGUGUAUUCCCGUGAGCCGCAUGUGAAGGUGGUUGCAGCAGUGACAGGCUCAGUAUCCAAUUCGUCCCUCAUGGUCGAUUGCUGCUCGGCACAGACCUCUGAAUGUAUGGCAAUGGCUGCGUGGAAAAUGGCAACUGACAUCAUGCGGCGGGAAGCGGAGGCUGAUGGUACACAGACCGCAGCAGCGCUGCCGAAUGUACUGAAACGUUUUCGAGCGGCUGUGGGCAUCGCGUGUACGGCUGGAUUGGCAACCAACUAUACAAAAAUGGGCCCACAUGAAUGUUUUAUCUCAGUUUGCCAUGUUCGCUCAGUGUCUGAAAGUUCUGUACUCCUCAGGCCACAGUACGAAACAUAUCACCUGCAGCUGGACAAGACACUAGGGCGUUCGAGAACAGAAGAAGACCAUAUUGUCAGUCGAUGGCUAGUUUAUCUGCUAGCCAAGGCUGCCAAUGUGCUUCCAAAUGCAUGCAAUACUUUUUAUAACGAAUUAAUGUCAACGCAGUCUAAAAGCGAUGUAUUUAUGAAGCUGACCUCAGAUGACAUUGUUGUCAGUACAAGCGACCUAUUGGAUGAUAUUUGCGCUGGUAAGCUGGAUAAUCUUGUGAGUCUUGCUUUUUUGCCUAAUUUUGCCGAAAAUAGCGCCGAGAAUGCACCCCUCGCACUACAAGAAUUCGAAUUUCGUGGGCUGAUUCUGCCAGGAUCUUUUAAUCCCCUGCACAAGGGUCACGUAGAUCUGGCACGCGUUGCCCAGCAAUUGUUUAAGGCACGAAGCGGAGUCGAUCUACCAGUGGCUUUCGAGAUUGCGAUUGCUAAUGCAGAUAAAGGUGCACUUCAAUCGUCAACUAUUCGAGAACGAGUAGAGCAAUUUAGAGAUAGCAGUGCGAUGAAACUCGGUGCAUGGCCCGUGCUGGUCACAAAUGCCACGCUUUUUGGACAAAAGGCUGAGUUGUUCCCUGGCUGUACGUUCAUAAUUGGGGCCGAUACGGCAAUUCGCAUCGUAGACAAAAAGUAUUAUGACAUGGAUGAGCACAAGAUGGUGCUGGCAAUGGAUCGCAUCGCCCGCCACGGCUGCUCCUUCGUAGUGGCUGGCCGCUUCGGAAAUAAGUUGGGAGAACACUUCAUAAGUGCAGAUGAGGUGCUGAGCAAAUAUGUACCUCCCGUAUUUCGCCACCUCUUCUUGCCUGUACCUGAGUCCACAUUCCGCAACGACAUUUCCUCGUCCAAAAUUCGCCAAGAAAGAGCUUUACAUUAA
Plasmopara halstedii is the source of this 1281-nucleotide messenger RNA. RefSeq names its product Rossmann-like alpha/beta/alpha sandwich fold. Lineage: Eukaryota; Oomycota; Peronosporomycetes; Peronosporales; Peronosporaceae. The record is from RefSeq and is a predicted model, not a curated record. The coding region runs from base 1 to 1281 and encodes 426 amino acids. Gene Ontology annotation, cellular component: nucleus; cytoplasm. The transcript has 2 exons. Gene Ontology annotation, molecular function: ATP hydrolysis activity; nicotinamide-nucleotide adenylyltransferase activity.